AUUAAAAAAAAUAUAAAACCUUAAUCGAUAUUCCCAGUCUUAGUUUGUUUCAGUCUUUCUUCGUCUCCUGCACGCCGCUCUUCGUCAUCUCCAAUUUAGGGAUUAACAGGAAGUUGAAUCGAAAUCUGAAUAUAAAUUUUAGGCUAAUUAAAUUGAUGCUCGUUGCAAAUUGAAGACAAAUUUCUUGGACAGAAUGGGAUUUGAUAAUGAGUGCAUACUGAAUAUCCAAUCUCUGGCCGGAGAAUACUUCUGUCCUGUUUGUCGCUUACUUGUCUACCCAAAUGAAGCAUUACAAUCGCAAUGCACCCAUCUUUACUGCAAACCAUGUUUAACAUAUGUUGUCAGCACCACUCGAGCUUGUCCUUAUGAUGGUUACUUGGUAACAGAAGCGGAUUCUAAGCCGCUUGUUGAAUCAAAUAAGGCACUUGCUGACACCAUUGGGAAGAUCAGUGUUCAUUGCCUCUACCAUAGGAGUGGCUGCACAUGGCAGGGUCCGCUUUCUGAAUGUACAGCUCAUUGUUCUGGGUGUGUAUUUGGCAAUUCUCCCGUUGUAUGUAAUCGGUGUGGUGUUCAGAUUGUGCAUCGUCAAGUUCAAGAACAUGCGCAAAAUUGCCCUAGGGUGCAGCCUCAGGCACAGCAGGCUGAGGGCGGUCAGGAAAUUUCAGCCUCUGGCACCACAGCAGCUGCUGAUCAGACUCAGGUAGCUUCUCAGGCCCAGGCAUCUCAAGCUACAACAUCCAGUACACCUGUUCAGGGCCUCAAUCCUCAGGCCAAUCCAAAUCCUCAGUCUCAAGCUGCCUCCCAGGUUGCUGUGGUUUCUUCAGAACAGUGGUCUCAACAACAGUCUCAGCAAUACUACCAGCAGUAUUCUGGAUAUGACCCAUAUUAUCAACAAUACUACCCAUAUCAACAGCAGACAUUUCCACAGCAGCAACCUUUGCAGGUUAAUGCAUCACAAAUGGCUGGACAUAAUCCAAUAUACCCCCAGACACAACCCCAACCCCAACCCCAACCUCAACUACAGGCCCAGACUCAUUCACACUUAUCUGUUCAGGUGCCUGUGGCUGCUCAACCUCAGAACCAAGCACAAGCCAAUCAACAGAAGCAAACUCACCAUACGAUGCCACCACACUCUCAAAUUCCAGCACAAACUUACCCAACAACCCAGGGCCAUUCCCAGCCUCAGGUUCAGCCACUUACUCAAGCUCAGCCUCAUCCACAGGUCCAAACUAUUCAACCUCAACUGCAACAUGGGCUCAUGCCUCAGUAUCAGCAACAUCAUUCCCAGAUUCAACUACCACAGCCCCAGCUUCAUCCUGUUCCUCAAGCUCAACCUCAUUCACAAGCUCAGCCACAGGCGCAGCAGCUGCAGCCUCUGCCCCCUCCCCCGCCCCAGCCCCUGCUGCAACCACAUCCUCAACCAAGCCAGCCCUUGAAUCCAAAUUUGUUGCCUCAGACACAGCACCCUGCAGCCCAGGCUGUGACAGGUCAUCAGUCUUAUUCACAAUCACAGCCUCACCAGCAAAUGCAGCUGGUAACACCACAAAAUCCCAUGCACAUGCCUGCACAAGGUGGCCUUCAUCCACAGCAACAUCCUGCUGAAAUGCAGAAUUCAUACCCUCAGCAACCUCCUCAGAUGCGCCCGCCCCAAUCUCAUUCUCAAAUUCCAAACCAACAACAGCCUGGUUUGUUGCCUUUACCUGGUCCUAUGCUGCAACAAGCUCAUCAUCAUUCUCUUCAACAUCCGCUUUCAGUUCAAACACAAUCAGUUAUGCAGCCUCCCACAUCACUUCUGUCUCAGCAAUAUAUGCAGCAGCAACAGUCAUUGCAACCUCCGUCAACCCAACCGAUGGGCUUGGUUCAGCCUCAAAUGCAUCAGCAAGGCCCUUUUGUGCAGCAACAACAGUCAUUGCAAUCUCAAAUACGCCCCCCAGGUCCCCCUCAGUCCUUUCUGCAGCCUCCUCAUGCCUAUCCACAACCGCAGCAAAAUGUUGCAGGAUCGCAUGCUGUGCAGCCCUAUCCAACGCCUACUCUUACUGGGAGACCUAUGACACCAAAUCAUGGACUACAAUCACAGCCGUAUCCACAGUCUGCACCUGGUAUGCUGGUUAAACCUAUGCAGCUUGGUGUGAACCAGCCAUCUUCUUAUCAGAAUAAUGUGCUUAGAACCAACAAUCAAUCUGGAUUAAAUUCACAACCAAUAUCAGAGGUGCCGGGAGAUCAUGGUACUUUACAUGUGGCUGAGCAAAAAGCAGAUUUAUCUUCCCAGGGAUUUGCUAAGAAGGAAGAUAAUGAGUUGGAUGUGGCAUCUAGUCUUGGAAGUGACGUGGUCAAGACUAAUUCUUCAAAAUCCAAUAGUGAUAUGAAAUCUAUAGAUGAAAAACCUGCUGGUGAUGUCGGGGAUAACAGUAGUGGGUUUGAUAUAUCUACUAAGUUGACACAAGAAUCUAGACGGACAGAUCUUGUAUUGAAUAGAGAUACUUUUUCUAAGAAUAUGGUCAAGGGUGAGGCUAUUGAGGACCAGAAAGAUGUUGACAAUGUUGAGCGAAAGGUCGAAGAAAAUAAAUUUAAGGAUGGCCCUUUGCUGAAAACUCCCACGUUGCAGGAGGCUAAGCUUGGUGAAGAACAGAAUGGGAAGAUGCAGAGAGAAAGAAUUCAACCUCAAGAUCAAGGUACUGCUAAAGGUCCUACUGGAAAUGAAUUUACAGGUAUCCCUCCAUCUAGUCAGGUGCAGCCUGGCAGCUUUCCGCAGCAGCCCCUACAGAUGCCUUAUGGGUCUAAUAGUAACCAACAAAAAUCUGCUGCUUCUGCAAUGUUACAAGCACCUCCACCAGGACUUCCUCCCAAUCAAGUUAGGCCUCAGGGCCCUGGACAGACAUUAGUUCCACCUGAAAAUUUUGCUCCUUCCUUUGGCAGAGGACCUAGUUAUGGCCCUCAAGGGCCUUAUAAUCAAGGUCCUGUUUCUGGUGCUCCUAGGAUACCUCAAGGUGAAACUCUUCUACAUCCACCAUUUGGUCCCCCAUCUCUUAAUGCUUUUGACUCGCAUGGUGCACCAUCAUAUGGCCCUGAGGGUCAUUUGGUUCAGCAGCGUCCUGCAAACAUGUUGAAUUUUGAUCAGGGACAAUUUGACGAAGAUCUUAAACAAUUUUCUAGGCCUUCUCAUUUAGAUACUGAGCCUGUUCCUAAAUAUGGGAGCUACUUUUCAUCAACCAGAUCUAUUGAUAGAGGUCCUCAUGGUUUUGCUAAGGAUGCAGGACCUUGGGCUCAUGACAAGGAACCUCGCGGUCUGAAUUUUGAUCCCAUGAUUGGCUCUGGUCCUUCUCGAUUCUUGCCACCAUAUCAUCCUGAUGAUGCAGGAGAAAGACCAGUUGGUCUUCCUGAAGAUACUCUAGGCAGACCAGAUUUUCUUGGAACAGUUACUGGCUAUGGUCGGCAUCGUAUGGAUGGUUUUAUCUCUAGAAGUCCAGGAAGAGAAUACUCAGGUAUUUCCUCACACAGAUUUGGAGGAUAUCCUGGUGAUGAGAUAGAUGGCAGGGAGCGCCGGUUCAAUGAUAGAUUUUCAGGUUUUCCUGGGCAUAUACAUAGGGGUGGGUUCGAGAGUUCUGACCACAUGGCAGAGCAUUUUGGUCCAGAUAUUCGACCUCCACACUUUAGAAGGGGUGAACAUUUUGGUCGUAAUAACAUGCCUGGUCAGUUGCGGAUGGAAGGACCUAUUGGCUUUGGUGAUUUUUCUAGCCAUGAACAAAUGGGGGAAUUUGAUGGGCCUGGAAACUUCCGUCAACCACGACUUGGAGAGCCAGGAUUUAGAAGCAGCUAUUCUCUUCGAGAAUUUCCUAUUGAUGGUGGAAUCUAUACAGGUGAUAUGGAUUCAUUUGAAAAUUUGAGAAAGAGAAAACCAGUGAGCAUGGGUUGGUGCCGUAUUUGUAAAGUGGACUGUGAAACAGUUGAAGGCUUGGACCUGCACUCACAAACAAGGGAGCACCAGAAGAUGGCUAUGGAUAUGGUUGCGAUCAUCAAACAAAAUGCGAAGAAACAGAAACAAACCUCCAGUGAUCACUCCCUACGCAAUGAUUCAAACAAGUCAAGGAAUGCAAAAUUUGAAAGCCGCUCAAAUAAGAUUAAGUCUUGAUAUAUGCUGUCCCAUAGAUUGUGGUUGUUCCCUUGCUGGCUUGGGAUUGAGUUUGUCGGUUUGGUAUUUGGCACUUAGUGAUGUAGGUCAGUCACCCUUGCCUCUUUUCUACUUCUGGGUGGUUUAUGCUGGUCCUGUCAUUUCAGGUUGCUGCCAUGUUAAUGGAGAUGGUUUUUGGAACUGAAGUUCAGUGGCAGUUAAGUUUGUUGGUUUUUUUUUUUUUUUUAUAAUUUUCUAAUAUGAUAUCUUUUGCUUUUAGAACUUUCAGUAUUUUGUGGCGACUGCAGCAUUAUCUAGUUAAAAAUAUUUUUGCUAUAUCAGGAUGUUCUAAACUAGUGCUUCUUUUGUUGAGAUGGUAUAUUUUAGUAUGUAUGUAUCUAUAUUGUGUUUUCUUAUCCAUAGGUUUAUUAGGUUGAACCAACGUAGAUCCAAUGUGUGCACUUUUGCUUUUAUUCUUUAAUCAAGUGCUGGCUCAAGCUUUCUUUUUU
This is a messenger RNA of Gossypium raimondii (Peruvian cotton), 4617 nucleotides long. RefSeq lists its product as uncharacterized. The transcript has 7 exons. The record is from RefSeq and is a predicted model, not a curated record. Bases 194 to 4129 code for a protein of 1311 amino acids. NCBI's taxonomy places the organism in Eukaryota, Viridiplantae, Streptophyta, Magnoliopsida, Malvales, Malvaceae.